AUGGUUAAGGAAAGGUGUCAGAAAAAGUCCUUUCAAGAUAGUCUUGAAGACAUUAAGAAGCGAAUGAAAGAGAAACGGAAUAAAAACUUAUCAGAGGUUGGCAAACGCAAGUCCUUUAUUGUUGCACCAUGCCAAGUACCCACUAACACUGCGACACUGCUGAAAAAUUACCAAGAUAACAACAGGUUGUUAGUUUUGGCUUUGGAAAAUGAAAAAUCCAAAGUGAGAGAAGCCCAAGAUAUCAUCCUACAGCUGAGAAGAGAAUGUUACCAUCUUGCAUACCAGCUAUAUACAGUGAAAGAGAAGCUAACUUCCCAACAAAGUGAAGACAUUGAUCAGAACCGGAACGGAUGUAUCUCAGAAGUGGUCUCCAGUAGUGACAACACCAUCAGAGACUUGUCUGUGAAGACCUUACAGCAAAUUGCUCUUGAAGAAAAUGACUGGUCUUUCCAAACCAAAGAAACAAGUUCUACUGUUACUCUAGACACACUGGGGAGUGAUUUUGAUUCAGGUAAAGUCGAGUCUACUGAUGACAUCUUACCUAAGACUGUGUCUUUCCGUCACCACUUAAAGAAAGAUUUUAGUAAUGUAAGUUGCUCCGCUGCUUUGGAUGACUGUGAAGCCAGUCACUGGGUGGAACAGUCUUUGGAAGUUAGAAGAAGUGAAUGUAAAGACCCAACUAUAACUCUGCACAAACUUGAAAAUGUUGAACAAAAUGUUUGUCUGUGGAACAAGGACCAAAUUAACUUAUCCCCUAGACUGACGUACCCAGGAAAGGAUGCUAAAACAAAAGUCAUUUUACCAUCUGAACCCGAACAAACAGAAAGUAAGCAUCAACGUGCACAGAAAAGAGCACAGCGGAGAAGAGCCAACCAGAAAUGCAAAUCAAAAUCCUCACUGAGGUGUAAAGGAAAGAAAAGCAAAGAUAAGCACACUUUACAACCCACAAAAUUGGAUAGGUCUCUUGGUUCUGGCGACGCUUAUGAUUUUAAUGUGGAAGAGAGUGUUCAUCUUACCCCUUUCCGACAAAAAAUGAGCAAUGGCUCCAGUGAAGAAAUUAACAGUGUUGACCAGGAAGGGAAUGCUUUUGAUCUGAGUGCCUCUGAGGAUGAGUCCAGUGACAUCUACCUGCCUCCUUGCAAGCACUUGAUACACCACACCAGAGAAUCAGACAGACCAGUCACCAGGCCUCGGCCUAAAAGAGAACUCAAGUACAGGGAUGAAAGAGAUAAGAAGACUCUGCCAACCAGAACUCCUACCAGUGUGUCGUGCAAGAAUCAAGAAUUAUCUGGUUGUAGCCUAAAGGAUGUCACCAAUAUCCUGCUGUCUCCUGUAGUGAAAAUCAGGAAACUUUCUCUGUCUCUAAAAAGGCAUGAAGAUAGCCCAGCCGUGCCUCUGCCUAAGCGCAGGUGCACCACCAUCACAAGCUAUAAGGAGCCAACACUCGCUUCGAAACUGAGAAGAGGAGAUCCUUUCACAGACUUGUGUUUCUUGGAUUCUCCUAUUUUCAAGCAAAAAAAGGAUAUGAGACGUUCUAAAAGAAGUACAAAGCACACACAGUAACUCCUUUGGUUGCAUGCUAUCAAAGAGGAUCCUUCUCUGUUGCCUGAUAGAGUCUGUGAGGCAGUGUGCAGUGGGCAGAACCAAUCUAAAAUUUCUCCAGCAGGGAAUUUCAGAGUUGAAAUUUUAUAAAGAUAGAAUGUGGAUCUUUCGUGAAUCCUUGACCAUAAGACAUAAGUUGCUGAGAAUCCCUUAUUCUACUAUCAGAUUGAGUCUUUGGGUAAACUAUAUGUGGAAUCAUGAUUAAGAGAAUUGGUAGUUUGGUUCUGGGACAAGGUUGUGAACUCUGUGUGACAUCAUUCUUCAUCAGAAUCGACCUCAGGCUACAAGUCAGAAGUCUACAAGUAUAAAUAUGUGACUAGUAAGUUUCUGGGUUUGAUGUAUGUAUUUAAUGAAAUAAUUGAACUUCUGCAGGUAUGUAUAUAUUUCUUUAAACUGAAAUUACUAUAAGUGGUCCAUUUUUAAAGAACACUGAAGUGUGGCCAUUGUGGUGACCACAGUAUAUAUAAAAUCUGGCUGUACAUAAUGGUGGCCAUUGUGUUUUCCUUCAGCU
This is a messenger RNA of Arvicola amphibius (Eurasian water vole), 2113 nucleotides long. RefSeq names its product shugoshin 1 (gene Sgo1). Gene Ontology annotation, biological process: meiotic chromosome segregation. The transcript is spliced from 7 exons. Gene Ontology annotation, cellular component: chromosome, centromeric region; nucleus. NCBI's taxonomy places the organism in Eukaryota, Metazoa, Chordata, Mammalia, Rodentia, Cricetidae. The coding region runs from base 1 to 1563 and encodes 520 amino acids. The record is from RefSeq and is a predicted model, not a curated record.